This is a messenger RNA of Nannospalax galili (Upper Galilee mountains blind mole rat), 1349 nucleotides long. RefSeq names its product synaptogyrin 4 (gene Syngr4). Gene Ontology annotation, cellular component: neuromuscular junction; synaptic vesicle membrane. Bases 498 to 1349 code for a protein of 283 amino acids. The transcript has 6 exons. Lineage: Eukaryota; Metazoa; Chordata; Mammalia; Rodentia; Spalacidae. The record is from RefSeq and is a predicted model, not a curated record.
GUCGCGGGGCUCCGUAGGGUUCCACAUCUUGCGGUACACCCCCAUCUUGUCCGCCAGGGACGACAAAGCCCGGGGGGUCCCAAGAAGCGUGGGCGCCAGGGACCACACUCGGACCCUGGAUCCCCAGUGAUGCGCAUGCGUUCGAGAGGCCUCGAGGCGGGGUUGGGGCCUGGCUCCCGCGCGCCCCUCAACGGCGACCCGCUCAACGUCUGCCGAGGCCACGCCUUUGCUAUCGAGUAGGCGGAGAAGGGGGCGGGAUUUAUCCGAAGCCAAUCACCUGUGGAGGACAGAAAAGGCGGGAAGAAGUGGAACUUAAAAAAAGGCUGAGGUGGCGCCUGGACGCACAAGCUGAGGCGGGCAGAAGGAAGAGCGGACCUCCGAGUGCCGAACUUUGGGCUCCGCCCUCGGGGUGGCCCCUUUCCUACGGCGUUCCCUUGGGGGCCUGGCACUCCCGCCCCACUUUCCUGGACGGGAGGCGCCAUUCGAAGGUAGCCGUGAUGCUCCUCCUGAGGCAGCUGGAUGCCGAGGCCCCACACACCAGAUGCCAGCCUGAGACAGUGCGCUUUCCAGCCGAGCCUGGAGCACGCCAGCAGUGGUACCCAGCAGGCAGCACCCAACACCUUCCCCAAAGGAGAGCAGCCACCAUGCACCUCCCUGAAAGUCUGCAGGACCUGGCAGACAGUGAGGCUGUGCGCUUUUUGAGGAGGCCAAAGAACAUCUCUCGGAUCUGCGGAGGGGUCUUCUCCCUGGUCAUCUUCUCCUCUCUGCUGACGGAUGGCUACCAGAACAAGACAGAGUCUUCUCAACUUCACUGUGUCCUCAAUAGCAACCACAUGGCCUGUAGCUUCUCUAUAGGAGCCAGCUUCCUGUCCUUCCUCAGCUGCUUGGUCUUCCUCGCCCUAGAUGCCCAAGAGAGCUGCAUCACUGGCACCCGCUUCAAGACAGCCUUCCAGCUCUUGGACUUCAUCUUGGAUGUCCUCUGGGCAGGUGUCUGGUUUGUGGCCGUCUGCUUCCUAGCCAGCCAGUGGCAGCAUUCAAAGUCCAAGCACUUCCUCUUGGGGAAUAGCAGCGCCAAGGCAGCCAUUGCCUUUGCCUUCUUCUCCAUCCCUGUCUGGAUAUUCCAGGCCUAUCUGGCCUUCCAGGACCUCCAAAACGAGACUCCAGUCCCCUACAAGCGCUCCCUGGAUGAGGGUGGUGUAGUAUUAAACACCCUCUCACCACCAUCCUCCACUAGCCUUGCCAACCCACCUACCAUGUGCCCCAACAGCCUGAGUUACACCAGCUCAGCCCUGUCUCCCUACCUGACUACUCAAAAGGCCCCUCGCCUUACUAUGAUACCAGACAACUAA